This is a messenger RNA of Cornus florida, 3051 nucleotides long. RefSeq names its product type IV inositol polyphosphate 5-phosphatase 7-like. NCBI's taxonomy places the organism in Eukaryota, Viridiplantae, Streptophyta, Magnoliopsida, Cornales, Cornaceae. Gene Ontology annotation, biological process: phosphatidylinositol dephosphorylation. The transcript is spliced from 13 exons. Gene Ontology annotation, molecular function: phosphatidylinositol-3,4,5-trisphosphate 5-phosphatase activity; phosphatidylinositol-4,5-bisphosphate 5-phosphatase activity; inositol-polyphosphate 5-phosphatase activity. The coding region runs from base 561 to 2432 and encodes 623 amino acids. The record is from RefSeq and is a predicted model, not a curated record.
GUUGAAUGUCUCUCUUUACAACUCUUGUGCUGGUUUCAAGAAAGAGAAAGUCCCUCUCUCUCCUCUCUCUCUCUCUCUCUCUCUCUCCCUACACUUUCUCUUUUAAGUUUGCCGCAUUGUCUUGGUCUUGAGCUUCAGAAUCUAGUCUCUCACUUCCCAUAUUUAAAGUGUUGUCUCUCCCUCGGCCCGUUGUGUUUCUAAUCUUACUGGGUUUUGGGUCUAUGCUCUUCUUCUUAUUUAUAUACAUUAGUGACACAUUUAAUACUAGAAAUUGUUUUGAGUGUGAUACCCAGUAACUAGAGUCUAAGAAAUUGAAGAUUUCUUGCAUAUAGAGGAAAGUGAAGAAGUUUUUAUGUGUAGUUUUGUCCGUUUUGCUUUGUGCUGAGCCAUUCACAACAUAUGAAGGUCUGCAAAAUUUGCUGAGAAAUGAGGUUUCCGGAAGUCAGAAAUUGGGAAAUUUUGUUCAUUUCCUUGAAUUUCUGAUAUUUUUGCUGAUUCUGAGGAAAACCCAUAAAUUGUGGAAGAAAAUAGGAGAGCUUGUAUGAAGAAGUGGUGAAACAAUGAGAGAUGGGAAUUCCAAGAAAAGCAAGCUCUCAUGGUCAAAAGCAGUGAUUAGGAAGUGGUUCAACAUCAAGGGCAAAAAUGAAGAGUUCCAGGCAGAUGAAGUUGUUCAUGGAGGUGCUGAUGUGGAAUGGAGGAAUAGCUUCUCAGAGAGAGAGCCAUGUACAAUUAAGAAAAGCAGAACAGAAAAAAUAAGCAAGAGUACGGAUCGUGUCCGGAGAGGAAGAGUUGAUCUUGAUCACCCUCAAGUGAUACAUGUGCAGAAUCAUAGUAUUUUUGUUGCUACAUGGAAUGUGGGCGGAAAAUCCCCUCCAAGCAACUUAAAUCUGGAUGAUUUGCUACAUUCCUCACCUCCUGCAGACAUUUAUGUUCUUGGAUUUCAAGAAAUAGUUCCUCUGAAUGCUGGCAAUGUUCUGGGUGCUGAAGAUAAUGGCCCUGCCCAGAAAUGGCUAGGUCUAAUUCGGAAAUCACUAAACAAUCUUCCUGGAACAAGUGGAGGUGGUGGGUUCUAUACACCUUCUCCCAUCCCUGAUCCUAUGGUGGAAGUAGAUGCAGAUUUUGAUGGAUCAACCAGGCAGAAGGCGUCAUCCUUCUUUCAUCGCCGAUCAUUCCAGACACCCCGGCCAUCAAUCCACCAGCCUCGCCUUGAUAGGCGAUUCAGUGUUUGUGACCGAGUAUUCUUUGGUCAUAGGCAAAGUGACUUUGACCACAGUUACAGAUGGGGUCACCGGCCAAGUGACUCUUCCUGGAGUCACAGGCCCAGUGAUUAUUCUGGGGGUGAGAGGCCAAGUGACUAUUCAGGGGGCCACAGACCAAGUGACUAUUCAGGGGCUCAUAGACCAAGUGACUAUUCAGGAAGUCAUAGACCAAGUGACUAUUCAGGUGUUUACAGACCUAGUGACUAUUCAGGAGGUCACAGACCAAGUGACUAUUCGAGAUGGGGUUCAUCUGAUGAAGAUUACGCGCCUGUUGAUUCACCUAGCACCUCGUCAUUCUCACCAAUGUGGAAUGGUGGAUAUGCGCCUAUGGAUGAUGGAUGCAGAAUGCGAGGACAUUCACGGUACAGCUUGGUUGCAAGCAAACAAAUGGUUGGCAUUUUUCUCACAAUAUGGACUAGGAGUGAUUUGAGGGAACAUAUUCGGAACAUGAAAGUAUCUUGUGUUGGCAGAGGAUUGAUGGGUUACCUUGGAAAUAAGGGAUCCAUUGCAGUAAGCAUGUUAUUGCAUCAGACAAGCUUUUGCUUUGUCUGCAGUCAUUUGACUUCGGGACAGAAGGAGGGCGAUGAACUACGAAGAAACUGUGAUGUCAUGGAAAUCCUUAAAAAGACAAGGUUUCCACGGAUAAAUGGCACCGCUAAUGAGAAGUCCCCACAAACAAUCCUUGAACACGAUCGAAUUAUUUGGCUUGGUGAUCUGAAUUAUCGGAUUGCCCUCUCUUACCGGUCUGCUAAGGCGCUUGUUGAGAUGCAAAACUGGAGGGCGUUGUUGGAGAAUGACCAGCUGCGGAUAGAAAAAAGCAGGGGUCGUGUUUUUGAGGGAUGGAGUGAAGGGAGAAUAUACUUCCCACCAACAUACAAGUAUUCACAUAAUUCAGACAGAUAUACAGGAGAUGAUAUACACUCAAAGGGGAAAAGGCGAACACCUGCAUGGUGUGACCGGAUUUUGUGGUAUGGAGGAGGCCUGCAUCAAUUAUCUUAUGUCCGAGGGGAAUCUAGGUUCUCCGAUCAUAGACCAGUUUCUAGCAUAUUUUGGGCUGAGGUUGAGUUAGUCCAAGGCCGCUUGAGAAGAAGCAUGAGUUGUUCUAGUUCCAGGAUUGCGGCGGAGGAGCUGUUUCCUUAUUCACAUGGAUAUACUGAACUCUGCUUUUUUUAAAAGAUGGAGCGAAUUGUUGAGUUAUAUUUGAGUGAGAAUUGCUUUGAAGAAAUUCGUCCUUGAAGGGUGAUGGAGACCUUCCGUUGCCCACAAACCGAAAAAGAUGUAGAUAUUCGUGAUAUUGCUGGCUAACCCAACUUCACAUGCCCGAAUUUGCUGAAUUUCACAACCAUUUUUUUAGCAUACAAGUAACUUGCCAAUUCGGAGAAUAAUCUAAUUACCUGACUAACAAACUCCCACGUAAUCGCGUCACCUCAAAUUCCUAUACAAGCAUUUGCUGUCCUGCGUAAUGAUCAGUUUUGCAGGAUGAACUCAACCAAUCAACACUGUGAAGUGGGUAAUUAGGGAUUGUUUUAUUCAAAGAUUCUUUAUUUGUUUUGGGCAAGCAAUUUUUCAAUGACUUCAAGAAGAUGAGAAAUGGUCAAAAUAAUCAUCUGGGGUGUUGCCUUUUUGUUUUUAGUGUAGACAGAAGUAAAGAACUGAUGUGUACUUAUUACUAGGGUUGAUAGAAAGAAACAUAAUUGAAAAUUUGUAAGCUUCUUCUCUCACUCUCUCUGUGUAUUGUUGCUAAUGAUUUUACUGAAAAAGAUGGUAGUAUAUUUUGAUCAUCCCCCAUCAA